Molecule: messenger RNA, 1353 nt
Organism: Kwoniella shivajii
Lineage: Eukaryota; Fungi; Basidiomycota; Tremellomycetes; Tremellales; Cryptococcaceae
Exons: 3
Coding region: 1-1353 (450 amino acids)
Biological process (GO): DNA-templated transcription initiation
Cellular component (GO): transcription factor TFIID complex
Source: RefSeq, a predicted model, not a curated record
AUGCAAAAGACUAAAGGGGAUACAUUUGAUCUUCGGGCUGAAGAGGAUGCCGCCCGUCGACUUAACGUAGGUAAAGCAGUUACCAGUAAUUCAUCGUAUGCAGGACUCAAAUCACGAGCGAAGAAAACAGACUUGAUAGGUAAAUCAGCGUUGAAAGAAAAAGUAGAAGCUAUAGCUAAAGAUCAUGGAGUGACAUUCGAUAAUGAAGUAUCAUUAUAUCUGUUAUCAUCAAUCGAAAAUAGAAUCAGGUCAUUACUUUCUUCUGCAUUACAAGCACAACAACAUCGAACGCAAUCAUCACAUUUGCGUACUCCUCCUAUCUAUUCCUCAUCCUCCUCUUCAAGCGGACCUUCAAGGAUGACCACGUCGAUGAAUGAAGGUAGAUCAAUGUGGAGUCAUCUGGUCAAUUCAGAUCCUAAUUCAGUCAUGGACGCAGUGAACAAAUCGUAUCGUGAAGAAGAACAAGAAUUCAGGAAAUUCAGAAUGACGAGAUUAGCUAAAGAAGCUGAAUUACAAAAGAUAAAAGAACGUCAAUCUUCUCUAGGACCAGGAUCAGACAGUUAUAUCAACGGAGGUAUGGGUAUGGGCAUGGGUAUGGGGAUUGAUGAUCAAGCCGGGCCUUCUACGCCCAUAUCCAAACCUUCUUCCUCAUCUAUCAAUACACCUAUAGGUGGCGGUGGAGGGGGAGGGGGAGGAGGAACACCAAUGUUUGGUGCUAUCAAAGAGUCAAAUAGUAGUAGUACCAAGAAAUCAAUCAAAAAAUCAUUGAAUCCAAGAGACGUUUCAGCUGAAGUUCAACAUAAAAUGGCUAAUGCAACAGCUAUGAGAUCAGUUGGCAUGGGUAAAAAAUACGGUUGGAUGACCGGAAACGUUCCUACCAUCUCAUCUCCCUUAGCUAACAAUUCAGGAUCAAGUUCAAGUAAAAAAAGAAAAGCUGAAAAAGAUUCAAACAAACAAUCAAAAUUGAAAGAAUCAUCUCUAUUCGGUUCUGGUUCUGAUACGAAUAAAGCAGAUAAAGAUAAAUCAAUCGAACCUUCUACGCCAAAUGCUGUUGGAUCAGGAUCAACACCAGAAAGUGAGAGAGAAAAGGAUAGACCAACCAAAAAACAUAAACCCACAAUAACGAAUCCGACAAGAAGGUUAAUAUUGACAGAUAAGGAUGAUAAAAGUACUGGUACCGGAGAAAAAAGGGUUCAAGAUGAUAAAUGCCUGACUUUGGUAGAUCUAGUAUUCGCAUUAGAACAUAGAGGCCUGGGAGGGAAUGGUGUUGGGAAAGAAGAUGACAUUUUAAGGAAGAUUUGGGCGGGCAAAGGUGGUCCUUGGGGAGAAGAUGGAUGGGAUGGGAGGAAGUAG